Messenger RNA from Pocillopora damicornis (cauliflower coral), 741 nucleotides. Its product is annotated as axin interactor, dorsalization-associated protein. Lineage: Eukaryota; Metazoa; Cnidaria; Anthozoa; Scleractinia; Pocilloporidae. The record is from RefSeq and is a predicted model, not a curated record. Gene Ontology annotation, cellular component: membrane. Gene Ontology annotation, molecular function: phosphatidylinositol binding.
UGCGCUUUAAGAUGGCCAAUAUCUGAAAAUCACCUGCAAAAAAAUGGAUCUGCAAACUACCUAGACGAAAGUAUGACUGAAAAGUCCAGAACAAUAAACCAGUGGUAUGUCUCUUUUGAGAAAGGAAAAGAUUUUGAUUCUUGGGGCCAGCUGGUGGAAGCCGCCGAGGAGUAUUCAAGACUCGCUAGAGACUUGAAAAAACAUUGUGCUUUGGGAAACAAGAUGUUUCAAGAGGAACAGAAGAAACUGAUGCUUAAAAUGUCAGCCUGUUUUGAGAAGAGAAGCAAAAUAUUACUAUCCACUCAGGCUAGAGAUGAUGAGAUCUCAUUUGAUGAUAUCAAGAAAGUUGGUGAAGUGUUGAGAAACUUAAAUGUAGGUUGGAAUGGUCCUUUUCCAGUCAGGAUCGAAGAGCCUAAAACAAGUGAUACUGAUGUAACAGAAUAUGGAGAUGAAAAUGGAACUGAGCAUGUUUCUUCAGUUGCUGAAGGAGGGUCUUUGUUGCCGCGUAUCCCAUUCGAAGAAGGAUAUCAUCGACUUGUUGUACGAAUCAACCAGAUUGGACUGAAGGAUGCCCAUGUGUACAUUAAUCCAUUUUUUACUGUUUCUGUGAAAGAUGCCAAUGGUGUGAAUGUAACCCCAGCUCAAGAUACAACCACUUCAAACAGAGUUAAUGGAAAGUUUAUCAACUUUGAUACUGAUGUAGAAAUUCAAAAGCCUAUAGAGAAACUUCCAAGAGGUUAG